ACAAUUGGCGAAAGCGGUUAAUCAGUGUACGACUUUACCGUCUCGCACCUCGUUCUAGGCUAGGUUUCGACUCGAUCGGCAAACCUCACGUAACUCAACUGGCAAGAACUUGCGAUAUUCGCCUACGAUCCUGCGAUCUGCGUGUGCGUGUGAGUUUGUGUGAGCGUGUGUAUGUGUGUACGAGUGGCUUACUACGAAUAUCGAUCACCAUGUCCGUGUCAGAGAUACUGCGCGUGUUGGCGAUCGGUUGUUUCGUGAUCGGAUGCACUCAAGCAAACGUAAUCAUGUACGAUACCGAGGAGAACAGCAUCGAUGGUUCGAGCGAUUUUAUCGACCUGACCCAUCUGGGACCGAAUCUGUUUGGGGAACCUGAUGAAGAGGUGGGCAAACUGGUGGCCAACUUCAAUCCGGAAACCGAUGCUGGCAAUGUGGAGGAAUUGGGAUCUUACGUCGAGGGUGACAUGCUGAUCGAUCGUCCCGAAGGACGGAAUGGCCUAUCAAAUACAGCCACUCGUUGGCCCAAUGGUGUGGUACCGUUCGUUAUUUCGGGAAAUUUUGAUGCCAAGGGUAUGCAACUGAUCGAGCAAGCCAUCAACGAGUAUCACACGAAAACAUGCAUCCGAUUCGUGCCGCGUAUGGGCGAAAAGAACUAUGUUUCCUUCGAAAGUUCUAGCAGUGGGUGCUGGUCCAGCGUGGGAAUGAUUGGUGGCAAACAGGCGGUCAAUCUGCAGAUUCCCGGCUGCACCACACUCGUCGGUACCGCCAUACACGAGAUGAUGCAUGCGCUCGGCUUUCUGCACGAGCAGAACCGCGAGGAUCGCGAUGAUUGGGUGCGAAUUCGCUACGAAAACAUCAAGGCCGGAACGUCGAACAAUUUCGAGAAAGCCAAGAAGGGUACCACCAACAGCUUCGGCGUAGCGUACGAUUACGCCAGUAUCAUGCACUACUCGUCGAAUGCGUUCUCAACCAACGGUAACCCCACGAUCGAAGCGAAGCGCGCCGGUGGGAAUAAAAUGGGCCAGCGACAAGCGUUCUCCUCCAGCGAUCUGGCCAAACUAAAUGCCAUGUACGGAUGUAAGGGCAAUUCAGCAGCCGCCACCAGCUCAGGCACUAGCCCUCAAACACAGCGUCCUGGCCGACCGACGCGUCCCUCCCGACCAGCAGGCAACAAUCGUCCCGGAAAUGGCGGAGCACAGGUUGCCAGUGCCAUUGUAAACCUGAUUGGAUCCAUCUUUGGCGAAGAAGAUACCAACACUACCGAAAUUGCGGGGGAAGUUGCGCCUCGUUGAAACUUCAGUGCUUCCAACAUAUCAACAGUACUCUGUAUUUAGCCACUUAUACCGAACUACCUCGUUUACCCACGGAUCGUUUUUUUUUUUACAUUUUUUUAUCAACAUGAAUAAAAGCAUACGUGCCUCGUACGUGUUCUUGUUUCCAUAGUCUAGGCCGUG
Molecule: messenger RNA, 1451 nt
Organism: Anopheles merus
Lineage: Eukaryota; Metazoa; Arthropoda; Insecta; Diptera; Culicidae
Product: zinc metalloproteinase nas-4
Exons: 3
Coding region: 210-1289 (359 amino acids)
Biological process (GO): proteolysis
Molecular function (GO): metalloendopeptidase activity; zinc ion binding
Source: RefSeq, a predicted model, not a curated record